Molecule: messenger RNA, 10186 nt
Organism: Colletes gigas
Lineage: Eukaryota; Metazoa; Arthropoda; Insecta; Hymenoptera; Colletidae
Gene: Syn
Product: synapsin
Exons: 8
Coding region: 1135-2958 (607 amino acids)
Biological process (GO): neurotransmitter secretion
Cellular component (GO): synaptic vesicle; synaptic vesicle membrane
Molecular function (GO): metal ion binding; ATP binding
Source: RefSeq, a predicted model, not a curated record
CCGUUCACCAGAGUCGGGUGCAAAUUUUAUUCGCGAACGACCAACAGAAGUCGUAGAUCCAUUCGAUUUUUAUUUCACCCCUCGGGAUUCGCGACUAAAAUUUCACCCGCUCUGCUUUCUGCAUGCGCAAGAUCACGUUGUUCGACGGAAUUCCUGGAACUUCCCUCUAGUAAGUCUGAGGAAUACACGGAAUUCGGAAGUGACGUUUAAUCAUUGUGUCCUUUAGGUAUUUCAUGAAUUUCUGUACAGUCGGUAGGUUUCAGGAUAUUCCUGCGACAAGAAUUUAUUCUAUUUCUCUGUCUUCUUCCAGUAUGAAUUAUUCUCGAGAGAGGAAAGUUAUUGAAAGGAAUACAUUGUUAUUAUCCCCUAUCUCGUAAAAUCUGCAAAUACAGUAUAAUGAAUCAGGACGCUAAGUUAAUUUAAUGUCCAUAUUGUGAUAAAAUAUAAUACACUGAUCGAUAAAUUGGACGUUCAAUUAACUGAGUGCUGGCUGUCCAAUUCGUCCGGUUAAACUAUAAUUAAUCUAUAUAAUUCGAGUCUCACGAGCGGGGAAUAACAGGGUGAUGAUUUUAAUUGCCGGCCCAUGGCUUGUUACGUGUAAUUAAAAUAUCGUUGCUCGAUCGAUCGCGGGAAGGGAAUAAAGUGUCCAUGCGAGCCUGGCACGUUUUCAUAAAUCAAAGGUGUAUGCAUGUAAUCGUUUAGGAUACCGCUUUCUGUAUCGAUGUUAGCUGCGAAGCUCGAUAUUCUCGAUAAUAGCGUGAUCCGUGGGGAGGGGAACACGGGUAAAAAAGACACGAACGGAAUCUGAUUAAUCGCAGUCUGGUCAGUUUACACCGUCCAGUCCAUUAUCUGAUCGCAGUCGCGAGCUUACCGAACGCGUACCAAUUUCGUCGUCGCGUGUCACCUAAUUACCGCUCCGCUAAACGUCGCCUAAUUAUCUCGCGAGGGACAAUCGUCGUUUCUGGCUUGCAAAGCACGAGAGCAUUUCGCACGCGGCAUCGCCAAGCGUCAUCGAAGCGAGCUCAGCGCAUCAGAAUGUAACGCGUCACCCGUCACGCAUGCAAACCAGCAAUCAGCAAUCAUCCAUCAUCGCGGACGUCAUCCACGCCAUCCAUCCCGAGCACUGGCUGUUCGAUGUGCAUUAAGAAGCACGAGACAAAAGCAGAACGUUUAAACGUGAGACCAAGGGCCUGUCCGACCGAUUACCACUGUCACGACCGCCACCAUAGCUUGUCUUCCAGGUUCUCGUCAGGGGAUUUGAGCUCGGAGCUCGACGAUGAACCAAGCACAGACUCCGGGCUGGCCUCCAUGGCCAGGGAUUCGUCCCAAUCGUAUCAAGCGACGCCCGAGCGUCCGUUGCAGUCUCAACCGACGCCGGCCCCACCGGUCAGUCAGCCCCCAGUGCCCGGAGCACCGCCACCGGGCCCUCCACAGCCCGUCGGCGGCAAUCUCAGCCUCAACCUGAGGCCCGGAUCCAGGACUACCAGUGCCCCCUCAUCGCCAGCCAAGACCCGGGAGAGUUUGCUUCAGAGGGUCCAGAGUUUGACCGGGGCUGCCCGCGACCAGGGUGCAUCAAUUUUGGGAGCGGCAGUGUCCGGUGCGACGAGAGGCCCAUCUUACAACAAAGAUCGUUGCUUCACUCUUCUGGUGAUCGACGAUCAGAACACCGACUGGAGCAAGUACUUCCGGGGUCGCAGGCUCCACGGCGAUUACGAAAUCCGAGUAGAGCAAGCGGAAUUUCGGGAAUUGUCGUUGACGGCGAGCGAGGCUGGUACCGUCGUGUCCAUGGCAGUUUAUCGUAACGGGACCAAAGUCAUCCGAUCCUUCAAACCUGAUUUCGUCCUGAUACGACAAAACUUAAAGGACGCGGGGGAGGACAACAAGAACCUUCUUCUCGGUUUGAUGUACGGAGGGGUCCCGAGUAUUAACAAUCUCACCGCAAUAUACAACUUCCAGGAUAAACCAUGGGUGUUCGCUCAUCUGUUGGGGCUUCAGCGUCGUUUGGGGAAGGAUAACUUCCCUCUGAUCGAGCAAACUUACUAUCCUAAUCAUCGCGAAAUGGUGAGCGCAUCUCGUUAUCCGGUUGUGGUGAAACUCGGACACGCCCACGGCGGAGUAGGGAAAGCUCGUGCAGAGACGAAUCAAGAGUUUCUAGAUCUCGCCUCGUUGGCAGCCCUGGCGAACACCUACUCCACCUCGGAACCGUACGUCGACACUAAGUACGACGUGCACGUGCAGAAAAUAGGCAAUAACUACAAGGCGUUCAUGCGGAAGAGCAUAAGCGGAAACUGGAAGUCCAACACCGGUUCGGCGAUGUUGGAGCAAUUAGCCGUGAGCGAAAGACAUCGUACAUGGGUCGAUUACGUGGCCCAGCUGUUUGGUGGAUUGGAUAUCUGUGCGAUCGAGCUGCUUGUCGGGAAGGAUGGUAAAGAGUACAUAAUCGAGGUGAACGACAGCGCUUUGUCGUUAAUGGGGGACACGCAGGAAGAGGAUCGUCGUCACAUCGCAGACCUCGUCACCGCGAAGAUGCAGGCAUGCUGCCGAAUUCCGAGCGUGUUGACGAAGACUACGUCCAGAGGUUCAAUGUCUGGCUCUAGUCAAGCAACGAGUCCCGUAGAAGAUCGAACAACAGCUCCACCACCCGCACCGUUGGGAUCCCACGGAAGUAUGGGGUCUAUGGCUAGUAUAGGAAGCAUAGGGUCCGUAGGGUCCACGACUGCGUUGGCGGGCGAUGUCACUACCUCCGACAGCCAUCAUCAACUGCAACGACGCGAUUCUCAAGCAUCGCAAUCGAGCACAGUGAGCAGCGCUCCUUCGGUUAGCCGGCGCCAAGAAGAGCCUCCACCAACGUCCAGAAUGCCUUUCCACAGACAAGGCAGUCAGUCCCAGGGCGAAGACACGGAAGAUACCAUGAAGAAUCUUCGAAAGACAUUCGCUGGGAUCUUCGGAGAAAUGUAAAUUCAUCGAACAAAAGUACUGGAACAAAGAAGGUUGCCUCGAACGUGACACGAUUUAAGUUAAACGAAAAGAGAUCUUUUUUUUUUUAAAUUAUUCCUAAAAAAUUGUCGCGUAUCUUCUAUAUUGUUCCAUUAUCGUUAGAAGAUUCCAUCGGAAACAUUAGGAUUUACAACCUGAUUUGAAUGAAACGGUAUGAUGAUCGUAUUCCGAUUGGUUGCAAAGUAGGCAGAACAUAAAAAUAUUUGCAGAUCACCGAACACGACUAAACGACACUCGUGUCUCGCACGAAACACGCUAUAACGAUGUAAAUUUUGCUAACGGUCCACGGCGAUGUGUAUAAACAUGAACAUAACUCGUUAACCCUACGUUUCUAAUUAACGAUUAGAGCCUUACAUUAAUCUACCUUUGUAUUUUGGCGAAAUUAAACGAAAAUCGUUCGAAGAUUGAUUCUUAUUCAUUCUUAGUCUAACGACUAUAUAUUUCUCUAUAAUAAAUUAUCAAUUCUCACUGCACGUUUCACGCACCUGAGUUGCAACUAAAUUAGCUACGUGUUUCGAUAAGGGGAUGGGUGAUAAAAAUUUAAGGGGAUUAAAUAUGUCGUGGUCGUUUAUGUAUAUUAAAAAGAGAAAUGAAAAGUAAUGUAGGUUCUAUGUAUUCGAUGUAUUCAGCAUUUAAAUAGUGGCUAGGAAAAUUCUCAGGUUAAAACGAUAAUUAAUACUUUCCGAACGUCCGGUUAUGUUUCGUUACCAUCGACGUAUCCGUUCUGCACAACUCUCGUCUCGUUUACGGGAACGGUUACUUGGUUUUCGAUUCAAACAGGAAACAGUACCAUAUAGGCCCCUGUCAUCUCCUCAUCCGACUUUACUUCAGGCAAUCCACCAUUUUUAGGCUUAACUUUCGAUUAUAGAGCAUUCUCUAAAAGAAAAGCAAAAAAAAAGACGAAGGAAACAGAGAGAAGAAAAUUUAUGGGAUUAUAAAUUAAACGGGAGAAGGAAGUCUUGCAGGUGAAAUAUUUGUAAAAUUGUUAAAAUAUUUGUAAGCCGACGUCAUUCAAAAUGAUUGAGGAAAACAAAAAAAGAGGAGAUUCGGGCAUUAUACAGAACAUUUGGCUAGAGAAAAAGACUUCGGAUCGGUCGUCGGGCGUCGCCUGUCGUCGCGACGACGCGACGCCCGACUGGUACAGCGAGAUCGUCGGAGUCUGCAUCUUAAGCGCACAAAUAGUCAUUAAGCUUUUCGAGAGCGGACAGUACUUUGACAUCGUGCAUGCGAACAACGCAAAACGGUUGGUUGGAAAACGUUACUCGAACGUGAGAGAAACAAAAUUAUUCCGUGGCUCGCCGGUGCGUUCUCGCAACGAUACAUUGUUUCGGAUCACAAAAAUUCUUCGACCGGCGGGCAGAUCUAUUUGGACGUCUUUCGAAAUUCAUUGCUUCGAAUAGUGUGAGCAUCUCGAUGUCGAAAACUGUCCUGAAUUCCAAUAACGAACCGUUUCUUUUUCCUAAAUUUUCGCGCAUCGUCAGUCGUCGGGGGCGGAGGAGAGUUGCGCGUGGGCGGCGACUUUCCAGCCGGUGAAAAUUCACGAAAUAAGAAAAACGUUCGUUUCUCCGUAGAAUUAAGAUGAUUACCGCGAAAUCAAAAUGUAAUAAACGGGUUCGUGAGCUAGACACGGGAAGCGAAAAGGAAAAAAGCGGGUUAAGGCGUCGCGAGAACGAAGAAACAUGGGCAUUCUACUAUUUGCGUAACGUCCGUCCGAUGAUCUGCAAAUAUAAACGUGUCUGUCGUAAACAUUAUAUCGCGUAGACCUCUUUGAGCCAGUACUCGAAAUCACGGAUCGACGGAACAUCGUCGACGAAGAAGAAGAAAAGGAAAGAACGAAGAAGUCUUCAUCCAAAUGAUCUCAAUUUACAUUAGCGUAAGGGCUGAUUAACGUAUUGUGACGAAGACAGACCUCGUGGUGUCAGCUUUGAAGGAACAAAACUAAUUUCUUUCGAUUCUGUUUCACUCUUCGAUCUAACUUCGGUCAAUUAGAAAUUAUUAAAAAUAAUUUCACAGAGCUUUCGUUAGUUGCAGAAGCGCAGUAGGACACGCGUAGAGUUGUAAAAAGGGAAGCGUUGUUUUUGUUUCUCGCGCCAAAUUCUGUGGUGUCAAAUAAAUUGCUUCGCGACGAUUGGGAUUAGAAGAGUAUAAAAUAGACGACGUAAACUUAAUCCAUCCUGUAUUGCACAAUUGAUUGUUGAAUGUUCUGCAGUCUUUAGGAUUUAAUUAGUCGGUUAGUUGUGGCUUUUAAAAAGGCUCCCACGUUUACGAAUUAAUUUUAAGUAAUAGACGUUCGACGAUUUGGUUUUUUGAUGUGCCUUGAUACUUAAGUGUCCUUGUCACCUUUCUCACCCGCUCGAAAUACGCGAUUUCGACGUACACUCUUACUGUGCACUUAACCAUGAAAUCUAUUGUUUAUACUUUUUAUACGAGACGCGCACUGCAUUCGCACGAUCAUUGCAACGAGAUAUUUGUUACUCACCCCCCCUUCGAUAUCGUGGAUAAGUGCAUGUACACCGUCCAAAGUGUCAAAGAUCAGCAGCGAACGAAGGCAUUAGGUUCAUUUGAAAAUGUCAAUUUCUCGAUAUCGGUCGUUAUGGAUUAAUCUUCCUUAAGUUUGCUUUGCGAUUUCGUAGUUUUAGAUUUACUAUUCGGACUCGAUUAACGACACUUUUACAAGUACGAUUUCUUUCUACAAGCAGUGAUCCGCGGAGAGUAGAGAGUACCAGUUUAGAGUCGCGAGAAUAGAGACGGGCAACGUUUUAUUCGAAUAUAAGCAACACUCUACGAUCGAAAUUCGUAUCUGGAUAGGAGUUAUGCCCGUCUUUGUUGCAGAGUUAGUCCACGAAGGUGUAUAAUUUUAAAAACUUUCGCGUUCGUCCAACGAUGAAAUCCGAGUAACGACGUACGAACGAAUAUCAAACGAGAUAUCAAAAACGAAAACCGAUAUUGAUAACAAAUACCUACUUUAAGGGACAAACGGAGUGAGAACAGCGCGAGUUCGUGACGCGCCCGGGCAACCUUUACAGCCGGGAGUCGCGUUAGCUCGACGAAGUACAAAUGUCCUCGAGAACGAAAGUUGAAACUCGCUUUCGGAGCUGACGCCACGACACGGAACGAGAACAAAAUCACGAUGGGCCCCCCGUCUACGGCGUAGACGAGGCUCGAAUCGUUCGAGACGGAACGCGGGAGUCGAGAUUCGAUUAUGCUCGCGACGUGUCCCAUCAGCGAUCGAGAAGCACGACGAUCUCACGAUCGAACGCCGGCUCCCUCGUGUUCCGAGCGCCUCUGUAAACGCGCGGCGCGUCAGAGGCAGCCGUAAACGUGCCCUGAUAAGACUUGCAAAACAGGACGUGUUCGAUCUGUACUGAUACGUAGAUGCGGUUAAAGAUUACCGAAUAUCUCAGGGGUGCAACUUUAUGCACUAGGUAGGAUAGAAACUAGAAAAGGCUGGGUUCAAGCUCGCAGCCUAGACGAAUCAUUGGCAUUGACUCUUGUAACAUUAGCACUUAGCAGCUUGCUUCACCGGAGGAAUCGUAGCGAUUAUCCAUUUAAAGGCAAACACGAUAUCGAAACGAGAAACGUCGCGCGAUCAUCUCAGAAGACGAUCGAUUUUUUUCGUUUAAAUAUUCUGUUAAAUAUUCGAGCAUUAAUGUCAAGAAAUUUUUUAAGGAAUAUGACGCUUCCAACGUUCAGUGAUCGGUCUAAAAUUGUAUUAGUUGACUUUAUAAAUUUGACUUCAUGCCGAUUUCUCGCUAGGAUCGCAUAGAUGACCGCGCUCAGCCAUCGAUCAAACACAAAACACAUCGACAGGCAUGUUCUGUCUGUCGAUCGCGAACGACCCUAGAACAACGACCUUGUUAAUUUAUUCUAGUGCCCGUGUGGUGUAGUGAGCAGCCGUUAAUACCUCUUCAUCACCUUUUAAUCGUAUUUACGUGUACAAGGUAACGUUUGAUUUCGUCGUAACAAUGUACCAGCAAUACCAGUAGGCUAGCAGUUCCCUCGUUCCACAAAAAUGUAACUGUUUCGCUUAGGUUACUUUCCUAGUUUUUCACGGCGUUUUCUUAGCCGAUCCUUCAUCGCCCAGUUCUAUUCUCUCUUCUUGCCGGAUGUAAUCUUAAGAUCAAGCUAAUCUAUGUAGAAUUCCUUGUGUGGUGUAAUCCCGUUGUUAGCUAAGAUUUGCCGUACAUAGAUGAUACUUUAAUGCCGUGAAACUAAUUAGAAAUUCUUGGAUAACGACACGCGUGCAGGUAAGCUAACGAAAUGGAGACGACAAGCUGAGCUAAACGCGUUCGCCGCGCCGCGACGCCGCGACGUCGCGCGACCGCCAUCUUUCCGUAAUUCCUUUCCGCGGCGGUCGAGCGGGCCCGUCGAAAAAUCACGCAAAAGGGCCGCGAUACGCGUAAAAUCGAACGACCCUGCGCGCUUAGGGCACGUGGAGAGUAUCGCGUCGCGACGACGAUUUUUGUUCGCGGCGCUCGUCGCCAAUUUAGUGACUCGUUGAGCCCUCGAAGAUGCUACCCGAUCCGUCGAUCAUCGCGACGCUUAUUCCCGUCUCGAAUUUCGAAACACCAAUUUACGAGACAGCUACAACGAAUGACGGAGAGGGUAGAUUCGAGUAACCGACACGCGCUAAAGCUUGGCGUGGGACAUCGUGCCGGUCCCUUAAUUAUAAUUAAUCAGUGUCUCUGUGUAAACGAACGUUAAGGUAACGAGAAUAAUUAGCGGUUAAGGUGAGUUUAUCGUCAUAGGUUAGCGUGUACGUUUAGGCUCUAUGUAACCGUACGUUACCUCCUUGAUUUCAAUGAGUGCUAGUCACAUGUACUAUAAUCACUUGACACUCGUAUUCACAACACACAAAAAUAUACAUAUAUACAUAUUAUAUAUAUACAUACAUAAAUAUAGUGCGCGGCAGUUAUAACUUAUCGGCCCAGACGAGCAACAGAUAAACAGCGUAUCGUUCUAUACACGUAAUGGUAUUGUAAGGUGUAAGGGGAGUUUCAGGUCUAAUUAAUUGUAAAUUGGUCGGAAUGCUAUUUAAUAGGAUGUUAAGAGCGAUAAUACAGUGGCGAAUAUGGAACGUUCACGCGCGAGAGGCGCCACGUUUUCCUCCGAACGUGGCCCCGGUGUCUCUUUAUCGUCGAUCGCCUCUCUUCGAUCCCCGAGAGGAGACACCGUUCACGCGGGACGAGCCUCUGUUAUACGGAUAAUACGAUAUCAAUUGUACGACAAUAUAAGGUAUUAUUACGAGAAGGGUGACGCGUCGCGGAAUCGCUUGGAACGAUCCAAGGGCGCAAUAGCGCGCGGACGAGCCCUCGAAAUCGUUCGCGCCCUUCUGGGAAACGUAUUACCGGAAAGGGCGCUUGCAUCCUCCAGCAAUCGAGAUCGAUCGCUCGGCCGCGCGCAGCCCGAUCGCGCGCUGCGUCGUCGAUCGCGUGGCUAUUUAAUCCCCAAUCUUCACCGAUCCCGUAGACAAGAUUUACCCCGAAGCCGACACGAACGUUCGAGAAUCUUGCGUACGGGCGUCGAACGAACAACGAAUGCUCGCGAUCGCGACGUCGCCGUGUCGUUUCCAUCGAGCGCGAUUCUUUACCGAUCCUCCGACUUUGCGACCAUUCGCAAACGUUUAUCUAACCGCCAUGUAAAACGAAGAUGAAACGGAAGGGAUGUUAAGUAAUGGGUAAAAAAUGCGAGUUCUAUCUGUCAUCGUUAGAUAUUAAGGAUCAUCAUUUGAUUAUUGGGGGUAGGUAAGUGCAGCACAUUGAGAAUUCGAGAAAAGAUAUACAAGUAGUACGAUGUAUAAGGUUCUUGUAUAGCCGGAAGGCAGAGAGACGUCGGACCGGAAGCGCGUCGGGUGCUCGUUACCGAUCGCUCUAAAAAGUUCUUCGAUAUAUCGUGAAGACGUUUCCCGAUCAUUCUACCAUCGACUGUCAGUUUGUAUCCCCUUCUGCAGCAUCGUCGGAAGAAUGUCCGGUGCGCGCGAUCGAGACCCGCGCGACGAUCGAGGGAUCGAUAACGAGCACAGCGUUUCACGGAGCAUCGAAGGAAUUCGUGCUCGCACGCGACGUCGAAGGAGUCAACGACACUUAAAUGCCCGAUGAUUAUUUCGUGCUGUUGAUUAAAUUUUCAUCAGGGAUCGAGUCGACAUCUCGUCAUCCCGUCGUGCCUGGAGCGACGGAACGACCAUUGGCUCCGACGACGAUUCGAAGGGCUCGCGUUAAGCAAACGGAGUACGUAGGUGCUGACAAAUCCAACGCUGCUUCGUCGUAGUUAUCGUACUUCGUCCGUUUUCGUGGGAAUUACGAUCGACGAGGAUUACUUCCAGCGUACGGCGUAAAGACCCCUGGCCAUAGCGUCGGUUUAUUGGAAUCGAUCGCGUCGAUUGGCCCGAGGGGCAGCUUUCGCGUCGAUUCUGGGUACCUCAGGUUUGUUCGGUUUUCCACACGACGUCAUUAAAGACAUUUUGAUACGUGACGUGAUGUGGAAAAAAUUCCUGGACGAACGGUUAUGGUGGACGGGUGGACGGGAACUCGGUCGAGGGGUGAACUGGUCUGGAGAAUUAGAUCGCGUGCGAACUAUCGUUGCAGAUCUGUCGAGCACCGACGCGGAUCGAAGGAAGGACGCGUGUAUAGAUAGUCGCGUGAAUUCGAAUGUAUGGUGCUCCUCGAUUUAAGGUUACGAGUCCCACCCGUACGAUAUGGAUCUUCCCGACGGUAUCUCCGUGAGAUUAUUGACGCGGUCCGUUAGUAGAUACCAUGAACGAACGUUGUAGAAUUCCUUCGUUUGAAUGGUGUUAUCACCCAUUGCAUACCAACAGAAUAUUGCCACGCCUGACAAUGAAGCGUCGUCGAACGUUUCGCAGCUCGUUAUGGUUGUUAAGACAUUGAAAUAUUACGAACUCAUUGACGAAUUGAGCUGUCUCAUUGUGUUAUGUACACACAUUUAUAUAAAUAUAUAAAUAUAUGUUGAAGUUACCAUUGCGAUUAUGAUGGACAUACUAAGCAGCGUAAUCGAAGAAUGGCAUGCACUCAAAUUAUAAAAUGUUAUAACAAUCCUCGAAUCGAGUAAGGCGAAGUUCUUUCAGACCCUGACGAAGAACCUGUAACGAAGGUAAUGGUUAGUAACCGUAAACAGUAAUCCCAGUAAUCGUAACGAGCAGAGUUACACUUUUAAUCCGCGCUAGAAUCGGGAC